Messenger RNA from Cajanus cajan (pigeon pea), 1291 nucleotides. RefSeq lists its product as uncharacterized. The record is from RefSeq and is a predicted model, not a curated record. Lineage: Eukaryota; Viridiplantae; Streptophyta; Magnoliopsida; Fabales; Fabaceae.
CUAGCUAACUAUUAGAAGUGAGGAAAAAUGGAUCAGCAAAUGGAUGGUGAUGACACUAAGUUAGUUGGGACUGUAUUGAGUUACGUUACACUUCGAUCUUGUGUGCUGUACCACGUUAUGAUGAGUAAAACUGGGAACUUUAGUCAUUCCAAAAAGGUAGCUUUGAUCUGGCUCAUCUGCGCCUUCUGCUUCUUCGCCUUAUUCAAAAUGGCCCUUCACAACUCUUCACAAACACUUUCAUCAACCCCUUUAGAUUCUCCAAAUUCAAACAUGGAGCGAAGAUCGAAGUUGUAUGACAAGAUGGGGAGAGAUCUGGAUGAGCAUGGAGCUGCUUUCCUGAAACAUGGAGAAACCUCCCAAUCAUUGUCUCUUUCAGAUAUCUUCACCCUCAAGGAUGGAUCUGUAACACCUGUUCUGAAGCCGGCAAAUCCUCCGGUGCGAGCUAAUGUAUUGUAUUUGAGCACCGAAUUCUCUGUCCCUAUCGCGGAGGCUGUCAAAAGUAUUUUUAAUCCAUACUUUGAAAAAGCAAUCUGGUUUCAGAACUCUAGUCUGUACCAUUUUAGCAUGUUCCAUGCCUCCCAUCAUAUUGUAGCUGUACCUGCCACCAAAGAAGAGAUAGAAGCUGAAGCAUCUUCUGUGGAAGCUGUUGCUGCAACACUCUGCCCUUUGAAAAUUGUUUUGGAUAGGGUUGUUUUGACUUCCACUGGGGUGCUACUGGGUUGCUGGCAGGUCAUGUCAGGGACAGACCCCAUUACUGUUCGUGCUAAGUUGAAGAAUGUGCUUCCACGUGCACCAGAAAAGCAACUUUAUGAUGCUGCAAUUCUCCACACGUCAUUUGCAAGGCUUUUGGGUCCACCUAGUGCUUCAUCACCUACGGAACAGCUUAAAGCAUCGGAUGAUGUUCAUUUUUUCCACGAGCUAGUUAAUCGACUUAACAGUCAGAUUCGUGGAUUAAAGGCAGUGGUGUCAGAGUUGUGGUACGUGGAGGAAUAUGAUGUGCUUGCCCUUGCACUAAAUGGAAGAAUGAACACUCGUAAAUUUAGACUUGGAUGCUCAGGGGAAUGAACUUGUCUUACACGUCUAAUAAAUUUACUGACUACCAGAAUAUGCACAAUGUGUAAAAGAACCGCAAACUUUUUUUUUUUCUUUCUUUCUUUUACUGAAUUAAAAGUGAGUCCGAAUGAUAUCAUAGGUAGAACCACUAUUAUACAGAAGACUAUGUAUUGUUAAUGUAUGAUCAUAGAAUAAUCUUUUAUACAGUUAAUGUACUCCAAUUUUUCACUGUUCUACA